AUGAUCAUUUCAGUAUGGCAUAUCGGGCAUGUGACCGAAUGGCAAAGCAAAAUAUUCGCCAAACCUGCACCGGAAGCUAAUGCAUGUCCCAAUUUGAUUCAUUUUAAUUUCUACGAGAAGCUUAAGAUGUACCAUUCAUUGUCUGUGGUGCUUUACUCUCUCUCACCCGUUUUUGCCCAACAGAAAUCCUACGCUGAAUUAUCUAACGACCUCGGACUGCAUGUGGUUGAAUUUUCCGCCGAUCGCGACCUCAUUCCGCGAGUGCUUGCCUCACCAGAUCCGAAACGCGCGAUCGAUCCCAACACACUCCAACCACAGUCCAUUACGGCGGAGAACGACGCGACAGCACAGAGUACUGUCACUAAAGAGGAGGAGCCCUUACCAAUUCUCGCUAUUUCGCACCCGGAACGACAGCGGAAACGCAAACCGAAGCCGGAACAAUAUGAGUCGUUCCUGGACGACCUAGUUGCCGUGGGUGAGAAUGAAGCGGUUUCCUCACCAUCUGCGGAAUUGAUCGGUUCUGGAGAACGCGAUCUGGAUGUCCUUAUGCUCGGUGGUCGUGUACCUCUCAUUCGUGGGAACCCUGUCCCGUUCUACUGGAAUAACCCGGGAAAUUUGAAAAUGGCAACCCAACGGCAUCGCUAUCGGAACCAGGUUUCGGCUCGUCGGGAACGCGAUGUCUAUGCAGCACUGGACAAACUGAGCAUAUCUUAG
Molecule: messenger RNA, 714 nt
Organism: Echinostoma caproni
Lineage: Eukaryota; Metazoa; Platyhelminthes; Trematoda; Plagiorchiida; Echinostomatidae
Source: the annotation of a GenBank genome assembly